GGGGAUUUUUGCCGUUUCUUGAUUCAGCAUAUCAUUCAAAAAUGGUUCUCAGCCCGGGUUAGUGGUCCAGAUGUCCGAGGACCAGAGCCACGAGCAGGCUGACGCCUCCCAGCGAGGUGACAGCAGCCUGGAGGCCGGGGAGGGCGACACUGAGCCCAGCAUGCUGCUGCAGAAACUCAAGAACAACAUCUCUAAGAAUGUUCAGGCCAAAGUGGAUCAGAUAUUGCAAGACGUUCAACGUUUCUCUGACAACGACAAGCUUUACUUGUACCUUCAACUGCCAUCUGGACCCAGUUCUGGAGAAAAGAGUGGCAAUGAUUCCAGUUCCUUCAACACAGCCGACCAGCUUCACACCUGUAACUGGAUUCGCAGUCACCUGGAGGAGCAUUCAGACACCUGUCUCCCCAAACAGGACGUUUAUGAGACAUACAAGAGAUACUGUGAGAACCUGCAGCAUCGUCCUCUAAGUGCUGCCAACUUUGGAAAGAUCAUCAGAGACAUUUUUCCCAAUAUUAAAGCAAGACGACUUGGAGGCAGAGGACAGUCCAAAUACUGUUACAGCGGCAUCAGGAGGAAGACUGUCCUCAAUAUGCCACUGCUGCCCAACCUGGACCUGAAGAAUGACCCGGCAGAGCUGACCGAGCUGGUCCAGACCUACAAUCAAGAAGUAACAGAGGCAGCGUGCGAGUUGAUCUGCGAUUGGGCGCAGAAAAUCCUGAAGCGUUCGUUUGACACAGUAGUGGAGAUCGCUCGCUACCUGAUCCAAGAGCACAUCGUCAACCCGCGCUGCAGCCAGGCCGAGCUGGUGACAUCUGCAGCGCUCGCAGGUGGUCCAGCUAAAACCCACAAAGUCAUCAAGAAAACCCCUGUGACCUCUAAAGGGGAGGGUGAUGGAGCUGCAGAUCAAAAGAAGGAACAGGGAGACAUGUCAUCGUCCACACUGAAGCUUUCGUCUGGGGACAAAUCUGCUGGAUCAACCAAAGCCUCCUCAGCAGAUCCUCCUCCUCCUCCUUCCUCUUCUGCUACGUCUUCCUUGUCUUUGCGUACACCUGGGAAAGCAUCAAUGAAGCAGUUACCCAGACUGCUCCCUCGCAGCUCCAUCCCUGAUAAGACUCUCUCAGUCCGCUCCUCUCCACCCUCGCUGGCUCCCAAAGACGCCUCGGGUGUUGGGGGGGCGUCUGGACACGGAGGCCCUGCUGCUGCUGCUGCUGCCACCAGCAGUGGGGGGGUGAAGGUCAUCACCAUGGCGCUGCCCCAGCACCAGGGGGGACCUGUUCCUGUCAUGAUCCUUCCUCCAGGCUGUCUGUCCUACGAAACGGAAAAGGUGCCUGCCCCGUCUCCUCUCCCCCUGCAGCAGCAGCAGCAGCACGGUCCGGCACCCUCCACCUCCGUGGUCCAGAAGGGGCGAGGGAGCGCCACCAAACGGCCCCUGGAAGGAGCGGGGUCAGGCAGCAGUGCUGUUGGCGGAUCUGCUACCUCCACUGACAACACUCUUCCAGUAAAACGGAAACGUGGACGACCGAGAAAGCCUCGUCCAGAGGACUCUCUUCCUGCUCCUGUCGUCGGUCUUCCUCCUCCGCCACCCCCACCUCCUUCCUUCCCGGCUCCAAUCAUCACCUCCGUGAGCAACAGUGUCAUCCAGAAGGCUUCCUCCUCCUCCUCGUCCCCGUCCCACCCUCAGCCGGUGCUGGUGCUGCAGGAGCAAACGGGGCUGGUUCUGAGUCAGAUGCCGGCGGUGACGGACGCAGGACGUCGGAUAUUGGACCACCAGGGGCUGGUGGUUCAGUGCCAACCCGCCGUGCCGGCGGAGUUGGAGCGGCAGAGCAGACCCGUGUUGGUCUUCCAGAGCCAGGGAACCCCCGGCUGGGACACGUCUCUGUCCGGACGGACCCCCAUGGUGGAAGUGAUCCAGAAAGCUCCCAGACCGAGCAGUAACAACAACGGCACCGCUCCCCCACCAGCAGCCAAGUUCCUCCCCCCUCGUCUCCCCCUGCCCACCCUGCACGAGGAGCGGGAGGUGGAAGUCACCCCACCUCCUCCGCCCACCUCCACCUGCUCUGCUGCCCCGUCCUCCUCCUCCGUCACCUACUCCAUGGUGGUGACACUGGAGGAGGAAAGACCAGAGACCAGCGCAGCUUCAAAAAGAGAGUGACCGUAGCUUCCUCCCUUCACCUGGUCUUUUUUAAAUCACCCCCUUUACUUCACCUGCUAAAUACACCACCCUUUUACCUUAUUCCCUCUUUACUGGUGGAAAUCCCAGAUUGGCAGAGGCAGCAAGCCAAUCAAACAGGAUAAAUGAAGCCUAAUUAUUGACACAUCCUCCCAUCAGCGCAAAUGCACCUCUGAACUGACUGAACGCUGUUAAAAAUCUGCAAUUGUUUGACUGCAUGUGUGUCUGUGUCACUAGUGGUUGGAACCAGAACCACUCCUCUUGCAUUCUUCGCUUCCCUGCCCCUUUCUUACCAAUCUUCCUUUCUUGGCUUCUUAUAUCCUCACUUUAAAAACCUUCUGUGCUGAGGUUUGGUCGUCGAAUGAGAAAAAGAGGGAGGAAGUUGAAAAAGGCGAGAUGUUGAGUGGAUAGAGUGUUGAUAUUAGCAGGACCUUCGGGUCAGAGCCUUGGAAAGUCCUCUGCUAAAUGAACAGUUGUGGAGUGGAGAGUCAAGUCUGAUUCACUGAGGAUGUUUAAACAUUCACUUGGUGAGUGCAAUAGAAAGUUUGGCUCUGCUCUCCUUUUUAUCUUACUGUUAAAAACAGAUUUGUAUUUUUAUCUGUCUUGGUUUUGUGGAAGAUUUGGAUGUGUGUAUAAGAGAGAAACAAAUUGAAUUAUUAUCAAAUACACUUAACGCCUCAAGUCAUAUCUGUUUCCAGAUUUCUACCGCCUGAUUGGCAAAGCUCUAAAAGAAAAAAAAAAACACAUGUGAUUCUCAGAACGAGUUACGUCAGAAAUCCAUUCUGAAUUAAAAACUUGGUUUACUGAAAAUCUCAAACCUUUAGUUUAGAUUAG
Cololabis saira (Pacific saury) is the source of this 3004-nucleotide messenger RNA. It is a transcript of the gene rfx5, whose product is annotated as regulatory factor X, 5. NCBI's taxonomy places the organism in Eukaryota, Metazoa, Chordata, Actinopteri, Beloniformes, Belonidae. Gene Ontology annotation, biological process: regulation of transcription by RNA polymerase II. Bases 71 to 2152 code for a protein of 693 amino acids. The record is from RefSeq and is a predicted model, not a curated record. Gene Ontology annotation, molecular function: RNA polymerase II cis-regulatory region sequence-specific DNA binding; DNA-binding transcription factor activity, RNA polymerase II-specific. The transcript has 12 exons.